AGGCGAAGGUCCCGAGAGGGGCGCAGCCUGGCCUGCGGCAGAGGCGGGUCGGGCCUACGCCAGGGCUCCAGAGCCUCCUGGAGAGGGCAGAAGGGGCUGUCCCGCAGGCCUAGUGGGCGCCGAGGAGGUGAUCGGCAGGGCUGGGAGCCGAGCCUCUCUAGUUGGGAGGCGCUGGGUUCUGGCUGUGGCCGCUCGGGGACCGGGCGCGGGGAUCCGGAGCCGGUGAGGACCAGAGCGGUCCUCCGGACUCUGAGCACCACGGACUGUUGAAGCCUGGAAGUCCCUCCCCUCCCCCUCCCCUCUGCCGCUUUGUGGCAUUCCCCUCCCUCUACCUUCUCCUACUUUGAUAACCUGGCUAUGACUAGCAGAAGUACAGCCAGGCCCAAUGGGCAGCCCCAGGCCAGCAAAAUAUGCCAAUUCAAAUUGGUCCUGCUGGGAGAAUCUGCGGUGGGGAAGUCUAGCCUGGUGUUACGUUUUGUCAAAGGACAGUUCCAUGAAUACCAGGAAAGUACCAUUGGAGCGGCCUUCCUCACCCAAUCCGUGUGUCUAGAUGACACAACAGUCAAGUUUGAGAUCUGGGACACUGCUGGGCAGGAGCGAUAUCACAGUUUAGCCCCUAUGUACUACAGGGGUGCCCAGGCUGCCAUCGUGGUCUAUGACAUUACUAACCAGGAAACAUUUGCCCGGGCAAAGACAUGGGUAAAGGAACUACAGCGGCAAGCCAGCCCUAGUAUCGUUAUUGCCUUGGCAGGGAACAAAGCCGACCUUGCCAACAAGCGCAUGGUGGAGUAUGAAGAGGCUCAAGCAUAUGCAGAUGACAACAGCUUAUUGUUUAUGGAGACUUCAGCUAAGACUGCUAUGAACGUCAAUGACCUCUUCCUGGCAAUAGCAAAGAAGUUGCCAAAGAGUGAACCCCAGAAUCUGGGGGGUGCAGCAGGCCGAAGUCGGGGCGUGGAUCUUCAUGAGCAGUCCCAGCAGAACAAGAGCCAGUGUUGUAGCAACUGAGGGGUGGCUAGCAGCAAAUAUGUCUGGAGUGAGCACGAGAGCUAAGAAGUAACCUCCAUCCCCACCCUCAGCACACAGAGCCCUGGCUCCCGAGGGCUGCCUCCCGACAGCUCCGUCACGGCACUUUUAAUGCUUCAGCAACCAACACCAGGCAGCUGUUGCCACUACUAGGCCCUGCUCUGGGGUUUGGGGUCAAAUCUCCCCAGGACCUUCCUUCCAAAACAAACUUUCUUCACUUGGUGUUCUAGGUGCAAGACAGUGGCCUCCUCAUUGUCCCCACCGACCCCUGUGUUCCCCAGGGUUUUGGAGAAGACUUGUCUCCUGCUUCCCUCUCCCUCUCAUCGUCACUCCCUCUUCUUGAUCCUGUUUCCUCCUCUGUACAAGAUGAUGAAGGGUAAUCCCAGGGCCUGAGAAGGGAGGAAUAUACAUUUAGUUACAUUAAAGACCUUGUGGAGAAAGUAAGGCUCAGAGCAGGAGGGAGUAAGGAAACAUUUCUUUUCAUUUUAUUUAUCUGGUAAGCGUUUCUUGUCUAUGAAACACUGUGGCACCAAUGAGUUGGACUUGUGGAGGGGGUUCCUAGGUAGGAGUGAGAACAGGGAGUCAAGCUCGCAGGCACUGAGUGGGAGUUUAUUAGUUAAUAGGACAAAGGUCGAGGUGCAGUGUCAUCUGUGGCUCUGGAACUUGUCCCAAGGCUGUUUUCCCCUUUGUCCCCAUCCACUAACCCCACUCAAGUGUGGGGAUUGGACCUCAGAGUGCUCCAAAGAAUCUUCACUGGUUGCCUGCACCUUUAGCUCUGCUGUGAUCUAAUUGGAGGAGGUACCAGUUUCUGAUACCAUCCUCUGAGGCCUAUGUAUACAUAGGCAUUUCCCCUACCCUGGCCUUGAGAUGGCCUUAACCCCAGACACCAUGCCCCUGCAGUUUGCACUUUAAUUGAUGGUAGUUUGGUCAAGAUACAUGUUUUUUUGGGGGGUGGGGGGGAUUGAUUGAUUUGCCUAUCCUUCAACCAUUUUAAUUAAAUGGGAUCUACAAUGAAUGAGGUUUGGCCCUAUAGAAGACAGGAACAGUGGCAGCUGCUCACGCCCAGUCUCCACUGCUAAGCUUCCUCUGACUGAUUCAUACCUCUAUUCUUGGGUAUAGGUUUGUCUGAGCAGCUGGGGAGUGGCCUCAGAAUAGCAUGGGCCAUGGUAAUGGUAGUGGAGUAAAGAAAGGUCAGGCAAAAGGAGUGUUCUAUCUUCCCAGGGUUCACAUUCAAUUUGCUAUGUCUUACCAUGUCUUUUCUACUUCCCUGUAAAUACGUAUGUCUUUACUCUCUGUACAGUCUGUUCUGGCCCCUGGUUCCCAUUAGCCCUCUUUUCUCCUUUUGUUAAUAUCUUGGGUUUAGUUCCUCCUUCAUCCUGCCCCCCAUCACACACACACACACACCCUUACUCUUACUUAAACCAUGUACCACUAGGGGCUCCUACCACAGAGGUUGCUUGUCCAAUGGCAGGGCAGCUAGAACUGAAGGUGCCUCACAACUGCCUUGUGUCAUCAGAGGGCUUUGGUCCUUCCUAAGUCUCUGGCCUCUCUACAUCCUUCCUAUAUUAGGUGUUUGAGGGUGUCUACGGGAAGCCAUCAAAGCAAGAGGAAACUUGAUAUUUUAGCUAGAGUUUGAGAGAAAUUUGCAGAAGACAGACCACGGUAACCUAGAGUUGAACAUCUCUGCCCCUUUUUGGCUUAGGGAUGGACUUGUAUUCCAGAGAAGCCAAGGAGUCCAUGGAACCAAGGCUCUCAAGGACCCGGUUUAGGUUCUUCCACUUAGGACUCAAUUCUCUUCCUUUUCCAGGGGCAUCCUUAGUUAUCAUGGCCCUGAAACAUAUAUUUACUUUCCUAGAACCUGUUCAUCUGCAAAGUACCCAGGCACAUCGUUUUUACAAGUGGAGACUCAGGGAAGCUUGAGUCUCUUAGAAACAUAAUUCUUUCUCUGCAAAAGUGAAGAUGUUUUAUUGCCUUGGGGCUGGGAAACCGUUUCCCUCGGCUUCCCCUGCCCGCCCUCCCUCUCUGAGGAGCAGUGCUGGCCUUAGUCCUGGGCCUCUCUGCUGCCUGCCUUUGAGCUCUGCUGGGUUUGAGGGUUUGUCCUCUUCCCACCCUCCUGGUACCUUUUUUUCUCUUGAUCAGUUUUUAAGGGGAGGGCUUAUCUUUUUUGCCUCUAUAUUUUUUUCCUAAGAAAGUGUUUGCCUUUCUUUCACUCUCCUAACAUAUCAAUCGUGGUAACAGAAUGCAACUGCUGAUUUAUCGAUGUAUUUAAUGUAAGUAAAAAAGGAAAAAAGAAAGUG
Molecule: messenger RNA, 3320 nt
Organism: Mastomys coucha (southern multimammate mouse)
Lineage: Eukaryota; Metazoa; Chordata; Mammalia; Rodentia; Muridae
Gene: Rab5b
Product: RAB5B, member RAS oncogene family
Exons: 6
Coding region: 358-1005 (215 amino acids)
Molecular function (GO): GTP binding; GTPase activity
Source: RefSeq, a predicted model, not a curated record